AUGNUUAGGAAUGUAUAAACAAAUUUGAUAAUUGUACUUCAUGUUAUGAUGAUAGAUAUUUAGAUGGAAAUACGUAUAUAUGCACCACUAAAAUUUUAGGUGGUGCUAUAAGUAAUGCUAAUUUUAACAGUAUUAAAUUAUACAUAUGACUUUAAUGACUUAGUUAAAUGUUAAAGUAUUAAAUUCAAUCAUUAUAAGAAAGUCAUUAUUCUUGCGGAUCUUGUGGAGGUAUUGAAGAAACAGAUUGCCUUACUUGUAUGGAAAAUGAAAAUAGAUAUUAAGUUCGAAAUACUUGUGUCUGUAAGAAUGGAUAUUUCGAUAUAGGAUUACCUAUUUGUGAAAGUACUAAUAAAUUUUAUAUAAUAGAAUGUAGUUAUCAAUUUAAAGAUUAUAAAUCUUAGUCUGAUAGCUGUACUUCAUCCCAAGAUAAUACUUUUAGAAUAAUAAUUUCUGGUUUCAAUAAAUGCUAAUGUAUUUAAGGAUAUUAUGACGAUGGAUAAAAUGAAAUUUGUCAAAGUAUCUAAUACUAAAAAUAAUUUGCAACGAUAUUUAAACUAAAUGCGAAUUUUGCUCUAUCGAAUCAAAUAGAAGUUAUAAUGAACAACUUUUAACAUGUGAUUGCAAUAUUGGAUAUUAUGAUUCUGGAAUAGAAAAUUGCGAGAAAUGCCACUAUUCAUAUUUAAAUUGUAGUUCUUGUAUAUCAUGUGUAGAUUCAAAAAAUUCUAAUCGAUCAUUUCAUAAUAACACUUGUGAGUGUUUAUUUGGAUAUUUUGAUAAUGGUAAAUCAGUAGAGUGUUAAAAAUGUGAUAUUUAAUGUCUAAGUUGUAUAGAUUAAUCUUACCAGUUUCAAUCCUGUCCUUAAACAAGAAAAAUACAAAGUAAUUGCAAAUGUGCAGAGGGUUAUUAUGAUGUAGGCUAGUAACUUUGUUUAAAUUGUAAUUAAAUGUGUAUGUUAUGUGAAUUCACUUCAAAUAACUGUACAUCUUGUUAUAGUGAUUAAUAUAGAGAACUUAACUUAAUUACUAAAACAUGUGAUUGUUAAAUUGGAUAUACUGAAAUAGAUGAAGUUUGUUAAUAAUGUCAAUAGAGUUGUUAAGCAUGUUCUUAAUCAAUUAAUAAUUGUAUUUCUUGUGGUUAAUUCUGAAUGCUGAAAAAUAAUACUUGUGUUUGUACUGAU
Messenger RNA from Paramecium sonneborni, 1177 nucleotides. The record is from the annotation of a GenBank genome assembly. NCBI's taxonomy places the organism in Eukaryota, Ciliophora, Oligohymenophorea, Peniculida, Parameciidae.